AUGACGUUCACAGACGAACAGACAUGCCAAAUUGCUAUUGAAAAGGGCAUUGACGUCGCUGGCCAUCACUACCAUGCUAUGCGAUCAUCACCCCCUGCACAACAACUUACGAACUUGGAGCUUUCGCAAUUACCAACCGGUUUGGAAACAGGUGACCUUAAGCCCAAGGCCUGUACGGAUCUGUGGAGGGUGGCUGGUUCCAAGGCAAGGGUUUUCGCCGUCCUCAUGAUUCGAAACAAUGACGAGUUACAUGAAAUGCUCACUCAUUGUAUCGGCCUUGGUGCUCUGCACAGCCGCAACCGUGUCUUCUAUGCCACCUUGCAAUCCAUCGGAGAUUAUUGCCAAUAUUGCCACUCACAAGAUCACGCGUUAUCAAAGAUCGUCCAGACGCUGAGUGUUUCAACUGUGGUCGCAAAGGACACAUUUCAGUUACAUGUGAUCAACCUCGGAACAGCUAAUCACCGAAGACUGUCCAUUCCAGCGAUUUCACUACAGCUGCCAAGAAGGAAGAUCGAGGCAGCUCCAAACGCAGCAAGUCAACUCGUCAAGUCGAAAGAAUCUGAACAGCUUCUAAAAGGAACAAGAAGCUCUCGACGAACCAUCAAAACUAGCAAGCAGCUCGCACUGCUCAAUGGUCGGAAGAAACGAUUUAUGGCUUGCUCUCGAGAUGGUGUGGAGCCGAUGGACGAAGACGAUGAGGUUACAUUGCUUCGAAAAGAAGUCAAGAUGCCGAUCGAAACCAUCCUCAAGGAUCUCCAGAAGUCGUUUCCAACGGGAACAGUGGUAUCUAGCCACAAUCCGCAAAACAAAAAUCCUGUUGUGAACGGCAACAAUGUUUUCUCAAGCCGGUUUAUCCUCUCCUCCCAAUUCCACAACGAGGCUAAAUGA
Molecule: messenger RNA, 888 nt
Organism: Zychaea mexicana
Lineage: Eukaryota; Fungi; Mucoromycota; Mucoromycetes; Mucorales; Lichtheimiaceae
Exons: 2
Coding region: 1-888 (295 amino acids)
Source: RefSeq, a predicted model, not a curated record